AUGGUGGUGACAAGCUCUGCCCGAGGCGGCGGCGGGGACCGCGCGCCCUCCCGGCGGCGGGACUGCGGACUCGCGCCGGCCGGUGCCGCGGCGCUGCUGGCCGGGGCGAGCUGCCUGUGCUACGGCCGCUCGCUGCAGGGCGAGUUCGUGCACGACGACGUGUGGGCGAUCGUGAACAACCCCGACUUGCGGCCCGGCACCCCGCUCCGCUGGAGCAUCUUCACUAACGACUUCUGGGGCAAGGGCAUGGCCGAGAACACCAGCCACAAGUCCUACCGGCCGCUCUGCGUCCUCACCUUCAAGCUAAACAUAUUUUUGACCGGCAUGAACCCAUUUUACUUUCAUGCAGUAAAUGUAAUUUUGCACUGCUUGGUGACCCUCGUGCUGAUGUACACCUGCGACAAAACUGUCUUCAAGAAUCGUGGGCUUGCCUUCGUUACGGCGCUGCUGUUCGCUGUGCAUCCCGUUCACACUGAGGCGGUGGCUGGAAUUGUGGGGCGAGCUGACGUGUUAGCGUGCCUGCUGUUUCUGCUGGCCUUUCUCUCCUACAAUAGGAGUGUGGACCAGUGCUGUGUCGGGGAGUGUUUCCCGUCCACGGCCUCGCCCUUCUUCUUGCUGCUCGGCUUGUUUCUGGGGACCUGCGCGAUGCUGGUGAAGGAGACGGGCAUCACGGUGUUUGGGGUGUGCCUGGUUUAUGACCUCUUUUCCCUGUCCCACAAGCAAGAGAAAUCGAGCAAUGGGGCCAUCCAUCAGCGCAGCCCACAGCAGCCCGGGGGCCCCCAGCCCGCGCCAGUGCCAGCGCACCCUCUCCGCCAGAAUGGGAAGCAGCAGCGGUUCCCCCACAAAGCAGCUUGGAGUGGCUGCCACUCCCCGUUGCCACCAGAACCCAAGAGCAGUGGAUUCCCAGUGUCUCCUGGAGCUGUGUGGUCCAUGAUGAGGUAUUUGACAGCAAGCAGUAAUAGAAAUUUCCUGCUUACCAUGAGGCCAUUCUUAAAAAGGGCCAUUUUGGUCAUAAGUUAUGUGACUGUUGUUUUGUACUUCCGCCUGUGGAUAAUGGGAGGGUCCAUGCCCCUCUUUUCAGAGCAGGAUAAUCCAGCUUCAUUCUCCCCUUACUUUCUUACAAGAUUCCUUACCUAUUCCUACCUCUUGGCCUUCAAUAUGUGGCUUCUGCUUGCACCUGUCACCCUGUGCUAUGACUGGCAGGUGGGCAGUAUUCCUCUGGUAGAGACCAUCUGGGACAUGCGGAAUUUAGCCACCGUCCUUCUGGCAGUUGUGAUGGCCCUGCUGAGCCUGCAUUGUUUAGCCGCCUUCAAGAGACUGGAGCACAAGGAAGUGUUAGUGGGCCUGUUGUUCCUGGUAUUUCCAUUCAUUCCAGCCAGCAACCUCUUCUUCAGGGUGGGUUUUGUGGUGGCCGAGAGAGUCCUUUACAUGCCCAGCAUGGGCUACUGCAUCCUUUUCGUGCAUGGACUGAGCAAGCUCUGCACUUGGCUAAAUCGAUGUGGGGCCACCACCCUGACUGUGUCCACUGUGCUGCUGCUGUUGCUUUUCUCUUGGAAAACUGUGAAGCAGAAUGAAAUCUGGCUGUCAAGAGAGUCCUUAUUCAGGUCUGGAGUUCAAACUCUGCCCCACAAUGCCAAGGUUCACUACAACUACGCCAAUUUCCUGAAGGACCAAGGCCGGAACAGGGAGGCCAUCUACCACUACAGGACGGCCCUCAAGUUGUAUCCACACCAUGCGAGUGCCCUGAACAACCUUGGGACGCUGACGAGAAACACGGCAGAGGCGAAGGUGUACUAUCAGAGGGCUCUCCAGCUGAAUCCGCAGCACAACCGAGCCCUGUUCAAUCUGGGGAAUCUCCUUAAGUCCCAGGAGAAAAAAGAAGAGGCUGUCACUUUACUAAAGGACUCCAUUAAAUAUGGUCCAGAGUUUGCAGAUGCCUAUUCAAGCUUAGCUUCAUUACUGGCUGAGCAGGAGAGAUUUAAGGAAGCUGAGGAAAUAUACCAGGCUGGAAUAAGGAACUGUCCAGAUAGCUCAGACUUACACAACAACUAUGGAGUUUUCUUAGUUGAUACUGGCUCUCCAGAGAAGGCAGUGGCCCAUUACCAGCAGGCCAUCAAACUUAGCCCAGGUCAUGACGUGGCCAUGGUGAACCUGGGGAGGCUCCACAGGUCUCUGGGAGACAACAGCAUGGCCGAAGAGUGGUACAAGCGCGCGCUGAAGGUGGCCCGCAAAGCGGAGACGCUGUCCCCUCUGGGAGCGCUGUUUUACAACACGGGCCGGUACGAAGAGGCUCUGCGGGUGUACCGGGAGGCCGCGGCGCUGCAGCCGGCUCACCGGGAGCUCCGCCUGGCCCUGGCUCAGGUUUUGGCCAUGAUGGGUCAGACGAAAGAAGCUGAAAAGAUGACCAGUCACAUUGUGUCAGAGGAGACUGGAUGUCUCGAGUGCUACCGCCUGUUGUCAGCGAUCUACAGCCAGCAGGAGCAGCACCGCAAGGCACUUGAUGCCAUAGACAAGGCUCUGGAGUUGAAACCAAAGGACCCAAAAGUCAUUUCUGAACUUUUUUUCACAAAAGGAAACCAACUAAGAGAGCAGAACCUUCUGGACAAAGCUUUUGAGAGCUACAAAGCCGCCGUGGAACUGAACCCCGACCAGGCUCAGGCCUGGAUGAACAUGGGCGGAAUCCAGCACAUCAAGGGGAACUAUGUGUCCGCACGAGCUUAUUAUGAGCGAGCCUUACAGCUGGUUCCAGACAGCAAGCUGUUGCAGGAAAAUCUCGCCAAAUUGGAUCGCCUAGAAAAACGAUUACAAGAAGUUCGAGAAAAGGAUCAAACAUAGCAGCAUCUGACCUAAUCUGGAGGGACGGUUGCUGGCACUGCUGGAGGGGUUAGAAGUGGUAGAGGCCUUGCUGUCACUCAGCAGGGGGACAACCAGUGAAACUCUCCUCUCCCCCCAGUUCAGGGUGGCACAUUUGGAGGCCACUGGCAGUCUUGUGCUUGGAGCCUUGCAUGUCCAUGACAAAAGACAAAAGAGCAAGCAAGGGCGAGGAGGCCUGGGAGGGAAGGAAUACACAACUAUACAUUUGACAUAUUUUAUUUAUUUUGUUGCUUUAACUCCAGGUCCCCACCCCCUUUACAUUUCUCUGCUUCUGCAAUCCGGAGAUCUGGUUCUCUUUUUUGUUGAACUUUUACGUCCCAGAAACACAGAAGUUGGAAAGUCUGUAAAAGUGAAGCAUUGCUUCUUAGUCGGGUAUUUCAAAGAGGAUAAAUCCUGAGAUAAGCCAUUUGGGAAAUUCUACCAAGAGGUGGCUCACUGAAUUCUCCAGAACCAGAGAGGAGUAUUGAUUAGGUUUUGUACAACCUUUCAGAAUAUGUGGAGAAAGAAGCUGUUGUUAAGUGAGCUUGAUCUAAUAUUCCCCUAAGGAUAUUGCUUGUGCCCUGUUCAGUAGUAAAUGAAAUUCCACUCUGAUGCGAGUUUUCCCCAUUGCCUAACGUAUCAAAAAGGAAGCUUCUGGAAUUGUGUGUGGAUAUUCUUAUCCCUGGGGGGAAGUCAAGGAUCUUGGUACUGCGAAUUCUUCAUGGAAAAUUUAAAAUUAUUUUCUUUUUCUUUUUUUCAAGU
Molossus molossus (Pallas's mastiff bat) is the source of this 3615-nucleotide messenger RNA. It is a transcript of the gene TMTC1, whose product is annotated as transmembrane O-mannosyltransferase targeting cadherins 1. The transcript has 20 exons. Lineage: Eukaryota; Metazoa; Chordata; Mammalia; Chiroptera; Molossidae. Gene Ontology annotation, biological process: protein O-linked glycosylation via mannose; RNA processing. The coding region runs from base 1 to 2835 and encodes 944 amino acids. The record is from RefSeq and is a predicted model, not a curated record. Gene Ontology annotation, molecular function: mannosyltransferase activity; protein binding.